AUGGAGGAGAGAAUUGUCUAAUUUGCACCAUUCUUGGCAAGCAGAGCCAAUGAAAUUGCUUAAUUGUAAAAUACUCUUAAAAGCAAAUUUCUAAACUCAACUGCUCAGCCAUUUUAAGUAAUCCAUAAGCACAUGAGAAGAAGAGCCAUGUCACAUAAUAGAUAUCGUAUCCCUAGUUCAUUGAGAAAACAUAUGUCUGGCCCAGGAUUGGAAGAGAGGGACUUGAAGUAAAAAACUCCAAAGUGUAGAAAGCAUAUAAGAAAGCGAAGAGAUUUAAUUUUUCUGAAUAGAUCAAAUAAAAUUUUAUGGAUGGAAACUCACUUGUAUUAGGUCAAGAGAAUGAAGAUGAUUAAUUACUGUGGAUUUAAGGUGCCAGAAAAAGCAAACGAAAAGAAUUUUAGAGCAGUUCACAGAUAUUUCGAUCAUGGAAGUAUGAUUUUUGAUGCUUCAUACUAUUAAAUUGUUGAGGGUAGCAUAGAAAAUGAAUUAGUUGUUGAUGAUCACACAAUUAUUCAUCCUUAAGAAGUACCUGAUACAGAUUUUGUUGUUCAUAAUAAUAAAUACAACAUUUUUUAAAUAAUUGGAAGAGAAUCCUUAUAAAUUGUUAACUCUUUAUUAAAUAUUUUUAAUUGCUCAAUAGAUGGUCAAACACAUAAAUACUUUAGUUUUAAUUAUUAAUAUGAGAAGAUAUAGAGUGUUACUACAAAGAAAGGUAGGAAAAUCAAGACAUUAGCAGAUUAUGAUGAGGAUAUGAAAGACAUGCAUGAAGUGUUUGAAAAUAAAGGGGAUGAAGAUAUCAAUAAAUCUGUUUGGCAAAUAGAUUAAAAUUAAUUUAUGAAGAGAUUCAAAAUUGAUACGAGAAAUCGAUAUACACAUUAGAGAAAUAAAAAAUAAAUAUUCAAAACUCUUUUAGAAAUUAGAUAAAAAUAAUAAUAAUAAUAAUAAUAGCAAUAAGUUGAACCAUAAAUACCGAUUGAUCUCAUGAAAAAAAAAAGAGCCAUGAGAUGGUUAUUGAACUAAAUGGAUAAAAAUGAGAAUGACAUAAGUGUUGAGUUGUUUGAUUAAAAUGAAAAAGAAGAAAAACCUGAUAAAGAAAUUUAAAUAGAAUAGCCUGAUAUUUAAGAAUAGAAACCUUAAAAAGAAGAAGAUUUAUAAAAGUUACAAUAAAAUACUACUCUAAAACCCAAGGAUAUUCAAAUAAAGAUGUUAAUAAUACCACCAUCAAAUUAGAUAAAGAAGUAAAUUGAUAUUGGUUACAAAUUGAUUAUUAAUUUGGGAGGAGGAUUAAUAGUUUGGAGAUUGUUCAAUUAAUUAAAAUUAAAGCCUGUUGGCCUACGUGAUAUUCGCCAAUUAUGUUUGGAAAACAAUGUCUUAUUUAAUGAAUACGAAAAUGAAGAUCUCAUUGAAAAGUAUCUAAAAAGCACUAAUAAAAUCAAUUAUUUGGCUCUACAGUUUCCUUAUCCUUUUUCAUUUGAUUUUUCCCUGUAUCCAUCAUGGUGUUCUUGCCAUUUAAUAGCUUAUAAGAAUGUUCCAUAAAAGCAAGCAUUAAUCCUUCAACCGACAUAGGAGGAUUUUGAACUCCUUAAGAACAAGGUCUUUAAAAUCCAAAUAUAAAGAACAGAGGAUGAAAAAACCAAAAAUAAGCAAUAGAGUUGA
Messenger RNA from Paramecium tetraurelia, 1656 nucleotides. RefSeq lists its product as uncharacterized. Lineage: Eukaryota; Ciliophora; Oligohymenophorea; Peniculida; Parameciidae. The transcript has 2 exons. Gene Ontology annotation, cellular component: ribonuclease MRP complex; nucleolar ribonuclease P complex. Gene Ontology annotation, biological process: tRNA 5'-leader removal. The record is from RefSeq and is a predicted model, not a curated record.